This is a messenger RNA of Musa acuminata subsp. malaccensis (wild Malaysian banana), 1605 nucleotides long. RefSeq names its product cytochrome P450 94B3-like. NCBI's taxonomy places the organism in Eukaryota, Viridiplantae, Streptophyta, Magnoliopsida, Zingiberales, Musaceae. Gene Ontology annotation, molecular function: monooxygenase activity; iron ion binding; oxidoreductase activity, acting on paired donors, with incorporation or reduction of molecular oxygen. The record is from RefSeq and is a predicted model, not a curated record.
AUGGCCGUGAUCUCCGUCUCCUUCCUCGACUCUCUUCCUCUGUCAUCUCUUCUUCUGCUGCUGUUGUUCUGUGUUGUACUUUGGCUGCGGUCUUUCGCUGGUUCUUCUUCCUCCUAUGGCCCCAAGAUGCACCCUGUCAUCGGAUGCUUGGUCCCGUUCUACAGGAACAGGCACCGGCUCCUGGAUUGGUACACCGAGCUGCUCGCGUCCUCCCCGACGCAGACCAUCGUGAUCGGGCGCUUCGGGGCUCGCCGCACAGUGGUCACCGCCAACCCCAACAACGUGGAGCACGUGCUCAGGACCAACUUCCCCAACUACCCCAAGGGGGAGGCCUUCACCGACAUCCUCGGAGACUUGCUGGGCUGCGGCAUCUUCAACGCCGACGGCCAGCUCUGGCACACCCAGCGCAAGCUGGCCAGCCACGAGUUCACCACCAAGUCGCUCCGGGAAUUUGUGGUCGAGACUCUUGAGUCGGAGGCUGAGGAAAGGCUGCUUCCGAUCCUAGCGUCGGCGUGCGCCGACCGCCGAGCCGUGGACGUCCAAGACUUGCUCCGCAGGUUCGCCUUCGACACCAUAUGCAAGGUCUCGCUCGGGACGAACCCCUGCUACCUCGACGCGUCGUUGCCCGAGUCGGAGCUAGCGAACGCUUUCGAGGUCGCCUCGGGAAUCAGCGCGAGGCGCGGGGCAGCGCCGAUGGCCGCGGUUUGGAAGCUAAAGCGGGCGUUCGACGUAGGGUCGGAACGGAGGCUCCGGGGCGCGGUGAAGCUAAUCCAUGAAUCGAUAAUGGAACUGAUCCGGACGAGGAAGACGGAGAUGGAGAAAGGCACGGAGCACAACGAUCUCCUGACGAGGCUCAUAUCCGGCGGCCAUAGCGAGGAGGUGAUCCGCGACAUGGUAAUCAGCUUCGUGAUGGCCGGGAGGGACACGACGUCCGCCGCACUGACAUGGUUCUUCUGGCUCAUAUCCCGCCGUCCGGACGUCGAAGCGGAGAUCGUCGACGAAGUGAAGCGAUUCAAGGGACGACUGAGCUACCAAGAGCUGAAGGACAUGAAGGUGCUCGAAGCAUGCCUCUGCGAGAGCAUGAGGAUGUAUCCGCCGGUGGCGUGGGACUCGAAGCACGCGGCCGGCAGCGACGAGCUCCCGGACGGGACAAGGAUCAAGAAAGGCGACCGGGUGACCUACUUCCCGUACGGGAUGGGGAGGAUGGAGAGGCUGUGGGGAAAUAACUGCAGGGAGUUCGAUCACAGGCGGUGGUUGUCGGAGCACGGGGAGGUGGUGAGGGCGUCGCCCUACAAGUUCCCGGUGUUCCAAGCGGGUCCGAGGGUGUGCUUGGGGAAGGAGAUGGCCUUCGCUCAGAUGAAGUAUAUUGCGGCCGCGGUACUCGGCCGCUUUGAGUUGAGGAGGGAUCACAGGCACAGUCGGCCGCCGGUGUUUGUGCCGCUGCUGACCGCUCACAUGGCGGGCGGGCUGCAAAUGGUGGUGGAGAAGAGGAAGGGUGAAGGUGCGCAAAGCUCUGAGUCAUACUAGUUGUAGUACAUGAUGAUAUGUGGAGGAAACGGUGUCUUUUAGCUGCUGCAGUCUAUGAAGGAUUAGCUAAUUUCCUCU